AUGGGCGGUAAUAAUGAAACCCCAGGACAGACUUCAUACCAUUCCGUCACAACUGUCGCGGAAGCACUCGAAAUUGCCAGAGACAGUGAAGACGGCAUUGAGGAUCCAAUUGUCAGAAACCUUCUCGAGACUGCCAUAGCAGACAUCUGGGCCAGGAUUGUAUCUCAACCAACAACUUAUGUUAUGAGUCGGGAGGAAUUCGCUGUCUUCAAUUACUUCCAACAUCCCUCGAUUACGCCAGGCCAAACCGAUCAAUUACGAACGCAGAGAAGAUUCGAAAUGGAGAUUAGCGAGGAUUAUAAACCGUUGGAUUCGGUCGAAGGUGGCCAUAUGAAUGAGAAGUCGUUUCUUGACAGAUCCGACAGGGUAUUUUUUAAGCCCCGAAGGACGUACCAAUUGAUUUGGCACCGGCCAUUACUCCUUAGUCUCGCCGCAUGCUGUAUUGGUUUGCUCUGGAUAUUCAGCGACUGCCUCAUAGCUAGCCAAGGGGGUCAGCAUGGAAGCACUUCGGCGUCUUUCGAUCUAGCGAGGCACGCAGCCCGAACGCCUGCUGCUACGCCUUCCUCGGCAGUCUUGGAGUGCUUUCAGGUCUAUCAGCCAGUUCUCUUCCCUUCCGGGGCAGUUGACGAAACAGUCAUAAGUGAUGGGUCGGAGAAUACCACUACUAUUGCUCCAACUACACCAGCCAGCAGUUGUGAGGUACUUUUGAUGGAGCAUUCUUUCGGUUUCAGCUAUGGAAUCCCUUUUGUCGGAAACUACACACCUCCAAAUUGCAAGUUCAAUCGUGUGGUGAUGAAUUUCACUGUCACGUCGCAAGGUCGGCAAUUUGAUAGACUGGCGCUCAUGUACUUUGGUGAUACUGAAGUUUGGCGAACCUCUACCGCAGAACCUACCGCCAAUGGCAUUCGAUGGGAGUAUAUAAAGGACAUGACCGAAUACAUGUACUUCUGGAACUCGACCCAAAAACUGAUUUUUGAUCUUGGAAACUUGAUUGAUUCUACGUACACUGGUCCUUUCAACACAACCCUUACGGCAACAUUCUUCACGGCCCAAGACACUGUAGAACCUGCAUCUCUGAUCAUCCCAAUCUCUGCGCGGAAAGGAGAUGCCAGUGCUGCAAGUGUCUUUACACUUCCCUCUGACAAUGCGACCAAUACGGUUAGCUUUCCUAGGAAUGCAAAUCGGGCUGUCUUCUCUGUCUCUGCUUGUGGACAGGCAGCCGAGGAAUUCUGGUGGAGCAAUGUGUUGCAGUCUAACAUCGAUACAUUUGUGCCUGUCGAUGGAACCCUCUAUGGGUACUCGCCAUUCCGAGAGGUUCAAGUUCUGAUUGACGGUCAACUAGCAGGGGUACAAUGGCCUUUCCCUGUAAUCUUCACAGGUGGGGUUGUGCCUGGGCUCUGGCGACCAAUUGUGGGCAUCGAUGCCUUUGAUCUCCGCGAACACGAAAUAGACAUUACGCCCUGGCUCCCAGUCCUAUGCGAUGGUAACUCCCACACGUUCGAGAUCAGAGUAGCCGGAAUCCUAGACGACGGCGAGAACAGCGGGACGCUCACCGAAUCAGUUGGCAGCUCAUGGUAUGUCACGGGCAAGGUCUUCCUCUGGCAAGACGACGACGAAAACGCCAUCACAACCGGCCCGAACCCCACGCUCCUCCUCCCAGCACCAAGCAUCGCCGUCUCCCAAUCACUGACCCAAAACUCCACCGGCGCCAACGAAACCCUCACCUACACCACGAACGUCUCGCGCUCCCUCACCAUCUCCACGAUCCUCACCACUCAAAACGGCACCAGCCUCGUAACAUGGACGCAAUCCCUCGCCGUCACAAACUACGGCCUCUUUACCGCCUUCGGCGCCAUCCAAGAAAACAACCAGACAACAACCGGCACGGACCUAUCGACAGGCGGCACAUUUUACAAAGCUGCGUAUUCCUACCCCUUGUACGCGAACUCGGCGUAUAUCGUGCAGCCGGAUGGGAGCGGGAAUUUCACUCUCGACGCUAGUGUCGUCCGCGGCAUGCAUCUCUCUAUCCAAGGCGAGCCCGUCUUCCCCACCGGUCUCCAGCCCUUUUCUUCCAUCUCCCGAUCCGCGCCCCUGGUCUCAGGGCUCUCGGGGUCAUCGCUCUCAACGGCGCAGAACGGCACGGCGCAUUAUUUUGGGUCGCCGGGUACGGGUACGAGUAGUGGGUUUGGGAGCACGGGGCAGGAGUUUGGGUUUUGGGGUGUCGAUGUUGGUGCGGUGGAUGAUACGGAGUUGUAUUACAGGAGUGUGCAGGCUGUUAAUGCGACGAUUGUGAGGGAUUACGAGAGGCUUGUUGGGGUGGAGCUGGAGGGAGGAGAGUACAUAUCUGCGGGUCCCGUUGAGGGGGCGUCGGAGAUUCAGGUUGUGAUGGGGGGUAGUCAGUCCGAAGGAGGUUAUUGGGAGGGGGCCUGGGAUUCCGAGGGCGUUGCUGGUUCAGACUAG
This is a messenger RNA of Lachnellula hyalina, 2460 nucleotides long. RefSeq names its product Peptide-N4-(N-acetyl-beta-glucosaminyl)asparagine amidase A. The record is from RefSeq and is a predicted model, not a curated record. Bases 1 to 2460 code for a protein of 819 amino acids. Lineage: Eukaryota; Fungi; Ascomycota; Leotiomycetes; Helotiales; Lachnaceae. The transcript has 3 exons.